This is a messenger RNA of Polypterus senegalus (gray bichir), 4392 nucleotides long. RefSeq names its product vomeronasal type-2 receptor 1-like. The record is from RefSeq and is a predicted model, not a curated record. Gene Ontology annotation, cellular component: membrane. The transcript is spliced from 12 exons. The coding region runs from base 1 to 4392 and encodes 1463 amino acids. Gene Ontology annotation, molecular function: G protein-coupled receptor activity. Gene Ontology annotation, biological process: G protein-coupled receptor signaling pathway. NCBI's taxonomy places the organism in Eukaryota, Metazoa, Chordata, Cladistia, Polypteriformes, Polypteridae.
AUGCAUGAGGAAAACUGGAGAACUCAGAAGAUAACUAACACAGACAUGGAGAAAAAGAACAGCCACAUUGACAAUAAUGAAGCACAGGAUAGAAUCCCAGAAUCCGGGAUCUGUAAUGCACCAGCACUAACCACUAUAAGUUAUGUUGCCACAUGUGCCUGUCUCAGCAAUAAACAGGAAUUCCCUACUUUCUUCAGGACCAUCCCAAGUGAUUCUUAUCAAAGUAGAGCACUUGCACAGCUUGUAAAGCAUUUUGGAUGGACUUGGGUUGGAACAAUUAGAAGUGACAAUGAUUAUGGUAACCUAGGGUUGGCUACUUUUAUUCAAACUGUUGAGAAAGAGGGCAUUUGCAUUGAAUAUUCAGAAUCAAUUUACUAUAGUUAUCCUAGUGAGAAAAUUGCUGCAACAGUACGUCUCAUUAAGGCAUCUUCAUCAAAAGUUAUUGUUGCUUUUCUCACAAAGCAAGAUAUGGAAAUUCUCCUGAAAGAGCUGCAGAAUCAGAAUGUCAUGGGGCGACAGUGGAUUGGCAGUGAAGGCUGGAUUUCUGCCAGAAUCUUUGCAACCGAGGAGAGCUACAAAAUAUUAGGUGGCUCCAUUGGAUUUGCUAUUAGUGAAGCUGAAAUACCAGGACUGAAAGAUUAUAUUCUAAAUAUACAUCCAUCUGAAGCUCCCGGAAAUGCAUUUCUCAAUGAAUUUUGGGAAACAGUUUUUCACUGUUCAAUGAGUUCCAAUGAAAAUGCAUCAACUCUUACUCCAUGCACAGAAUCUGAGAAUUUAAGAGAUAUAAGUAACGAGUAUACUGAUGUAUCAGAAUUCAGAAUUCCUGGUAAUGUGUAUAAAGCAGUGUAUGCUGUAGCCUAUUCCCUGCAAAAUCUACUAAGCUGCAAGAAUGGAGAAGGACCCUUUGUCAAAAAAACAUGUGCCAAUAAAAUUAACAUUGAGCCAUGGCAGGUGCUGUAUUACUUUAAAAAAGUGAAUUUUACAACUAAUUAUGGAGAGAAGAUAUAUUUUGAUGAGAAUGGAGAUCCAACGGCAAAAUACGAUUUAAUAAAUUGGCAGAGAAACAAUCACGGCAACAUAGAAUUUCUAAAAAUAGCUGUCUAUGAUGCAUCUUUAUCAGAAGGAAAAGAAUUUAUAAUGAAAAACAUCAGCAUUGUUUGGGUGGGAAAUGCAAAUAAGGUGCCAAGAUCAGUGUGCAGUGAGAGUUGCUUCCCAGGAACUCGAAAAGCAGUUAAAAAAGGAAAACCUGUGUGUUGUUUUGACUGCAUCCCUUGUGCAGAGGGUGAAUUUAGCAAUACAACAACUGUUUUCACACUUUCUGUGUUAAUAAGGGCAGAAGACUUGAAUUGUAAGUUUCAAGAUAUAGAACAAGUGCCUUUGUUUUACAAGGAUGGAGAUAUUACAAUUGGUGCUAUAUUUUUAUUCCAUGGCCUUAUUCAAACAAAGUACACAUUCCAAACUAUGCCUGAACCACCCAACUGCAAAGGAUUAAAUUUUAAAGAGUAUCAGUUUGCUCAAACUAUGAUUUUUGCAAUUGAAGAAAUAAAUAACAAUACAGAAAUGCUUCCAGGUAUUUCCUUAGGUUAUAAAAUUCACGAUGGCUGUAGUUCCAUGUAUUCUGUAAUAAAGUCAACAAUGGCAUUGUUAAAUGGACAAGAGAAAAGACUGCCAAAAAACACACCUUGUGCAAAACCAGCAACUGUGCACGCCAUCAUUGGUGAAUCUGAGUCUUCCCUGACUAUAGGAGUUACAACAACCACAAGACCUUUUCAUAUACCAGUGAUCAGUCAUUAUGCUAGCUGUGCCUGCCUCAGUGACAAAAGAGAGUUCCCAACUUUCUUCAGAACAUUUCCAAGUGAUUACUACCAGUGCAGAGCCCUGGCACAACUGGUGAAACAUUUUGGUUGGACCUGGGUUGGCACAAUAAGAAGUGACAAUGAUUAUGGUCUUAAUGGGAUGGCUAUAUUUUCAGAAGCAGCUAAACAAGAAGGAGUUUGCAUUGAAUUUUCAGAGGCUUUUUACAGAACAUAUUCUAGAGAAAAAAUACUUAGACUUACUGAAAUUAUAAAAAGUGCUACAACUAAAGUUAUUGUAGUUUUUAUGUAUUUUUUGGACAUGGAAGUUUUAGUGAAUGAAUUGUUGCAUCAAAAUAUUACUGGAUUGCAGUGGGUGGGUAGUGAUGGGUGGAUAUUUAUUAGACCCAUAGCAACAGAAGUUAACUAUAGGAUUCUAAGCGGUGCUGUGGGAAUUGCGGCCAAUAAUGCAGUAAUACCUGGCCUGAAGGAGUUUUUAUUGAAUGUAAAUCCAUCCAAUUACCCUGAAAACAACGCUUUGCAUGACUUUUGGGAAGAAACCUUUAGUUGCAGUAUGUCAUCUUCAAACCAAAGUAAAACUAUGAACCCGUGCACAGGGCAGGAAAAACUGACAGAAGUAACAAAUGAGUAUACUGAUGUAGAUGAGCUGAGGGUAUCUUAUAAUGUAUAUAAAGCAAUUUAUGCUGUAGCCCAUGCAUUGCACAAUCUCCUUAAAUGUGAGGAAGGCAGUGGACCGUUCACCAAUAAAACAUGUGCCAAUAAAAGGAACAUUGAACCUUGGCAAGUUCUACAUUAUCUAAAGAAAAUUCAUUUCACCACAACAAAUGGGGAAAAUGUUUAUUUUGAUGAAAAUGGGGACCCAUCUGCAAGAUAUGAAGUGGUGAACUGGCAAAUGAGUAAGCAAGGCAUUGUUAGAUUUGUAACAAUCGGUGUUUAUGAUGGAUCUCUACCAGCAGGACAGCAAUUCAUAAUGAAUAAUGCAAGUAUUCUUUGGGCAGGAGGACAGCGUAAGGUGCCAAAAUCAGUGUGCAGUGACAGUUGUCCUCCAGGAACUCGUAAAGCAGGACAGAAAGGGCGGCCAAUUUGUUGCUUUGACUGUAUUCCUUGUGCUGAUGGAGAAAUCAGCAAUAACACAGAUUCCAUUCAUUGCGUGCGUUGUCCACUGGAGUAUAAGUCGAAUGAGCAAAGAACAGAGUGCAUUUUAAAAGAAGUUGAGUAUUUGUCUUUUGAAGAGCUCAUGGGAAAGUUACUGAUGACAAUUGCAAUGCUUGGAGCAAUUGCAACUUUUGCUGUAGCUGUAAUUUUCUUCUAUUACAGAGAAACUCCUGUCGUUAAAGCAAACAAUUCAGAGCUAAGUUUCCUUCUGCUGUUUUCACUAAUGCUGUGUUUCUUGUGCUCUAUCACUUUCAUUGGUGAACCCACAGACUGGUCUUGUAUGCUGCGCCACACAAUUUUUGGCAUCACAUUUGUCUUGUGUAUUUCUUGUGUUCUUGGAAAAACCAUAGUGGUGUUAAUGGCUUUUAGGGCCACACUUCCAGGCAGCAACAUUAUGAAAUGGUUUGGACCGAUGCAACAAAGACUUAGUGUAUUUAUGUGUACACUCAUACAGGUCUUAAUCUGUAUUCUUUGGUUGCUUUUGUCACCUCCCUUUCCAAACAAAAACACAAAACAUUAUAAAGACAAAAUUAUUUUAGAAUGUGAUCUUGGAUCAACAAUAGCUUUUUAUGCUGUUUUAGGUUAUAUUGGAUUUCUGUCAGCCAUGUGCUUUAUCUUGGCCUUUUUGGCUCGUAAACUUCCAGACAAUUUCAAUGAGGCUAAAUACAUCACAUUCAGUAUGCUAAUAUUCUGUGCUGUUUGGAUCACUUUUAUUCCUGCUUAUAUUAGCUCCCCUGGAAAAUAUACAGUAGCUGUAGAAAUAUUUGCCAUUUUAGCUUCCAGUUUUAGCUUGCUUUUUUGUAUUUUUGCUCCCAAAUGUUAUAUUAUACUUCUAAAACCAGAACAGAACACAAAAAAAUACUUAAUGUCCAAAGCACACAAAUGCCUUGCACCACUAUCAUACAGCAGACAGGUAUUGCUGGGCAUUGCUAACUCACACAGUCCCCUGGAAUUUACCGGUUUUAUGCCAUCUGAGCUACAGUUCAUUGUUCGCUCUGGCAGCCAACACCACAACCACACCCAGGAGGACCCUGUAGCACUGACCUCAAGUGACCAAGCUGACCCCAGCAGAAUGCUCCAGAGACGGCAACACAAGCGAGGCAAGAAGGGAUGGCUCCAUGCUAGGCUGAAAGCCCGCGCUAGCCGACCACCGCUACCUAGCCUCUUGCUAGCCAACAUGCAGUCUCUGGAAAACAAACUGGAUGAGCUAAGAGCCAGGAUUAGAGCACAGCGGGAAAUAAGAGAGUGCUGCGCUCUAAUUUUCACCGAGACCUGGCUUUCGGACAAAGUCCCAAAAAGCGCCAUUCAGCUUACAGACUCACUCCAUGCACCAAGGAGACAGCCUCUGACACUUAAAACAUGUAGUGGCUGUAAAUCAUUGUUUAAAAGACAACUAGUUGUUAAUGGACAUGACAUUCUCUAA